Molecule: messenger RNA, 6084 nt
Organism: Coregonus clupeaformis (lake whitefish)
Lineage: Eukaryota; Metazoa; Chordata; Actinopteri; Salmoniformes; Salmonidae
Product: roundabout homolog 2-like
Molecular function (GO): protein binding
Source: RefSeq, a predicted model, not a curated record
UGUGCGGAGUGAGUAUAGACCAUGGGCUCCUAGUGGUAGAACUAUACAGAAACCAAGAGGGAGAGGAUAGGCUGUUCAACUGACUUGACUGUACAGUUACAGUGCUUAGGCACAGGCAAGGCACAUGUGAUCUUAGGGAGCGGAUUCCCUAUGACAUGUAAACAUUUGCUUAUGGACUGAAGUACAUGGGACUUUGGGGUUUGUUAAGACACAUUUAGACUUGGCUAUCUAUGUAUUGAUGAGGAACGGUGGAGAGACAUCAGUCAAGAUUUGCAAGGUGUCCGUCCGGGAGGCGCGUCUCAAGGAGCCGAAACCAAGACGGAAACUACAUGAUUGGAGGCGUUUCUCUUGAACCCAGUAUACACAAUGUAUACUUUAUUUUAGGUUGAAAUAUGAUAUUGUAUAGUUUCGUACUUAUUGUAAAAAUAGACAUGACCAUUGCAAGUUAACUCGUAGGACAAGUAGCUGGAAUUUCAGAUGAUCGCAAGUGACUGAUUUGGUUCUUAUGGCUGUGGAUAUUAUUAAUCUAUCCCGGGCUCGAACGAGCGGGCUACAAUGACUCCUCUAAAUUAUUGGACAUCACAACUGGCUUUUGUCAGUAACUAGAACCUAUAUAAAACUCAAACUAUUGAAAGAAGACAAUUUGCUGCUGUUUGGACACAUUUCCCCGGCUAAAUCCAAGGAUUUGCGCGCAAACCGUGGAUGUUUAAUAUGCUAGGAUGGGUCCGCUAGCGUUCAUCCUUGUUGGUGGAUUAUUGUACUUUCAAGUUGAUGGGUCCCGUCUGCGCCAGGAGGACUCCCCACCCCGGAUCGUGGAGCACCCCUCUGACCUGAUCGUGUCCAAGGGGGAGCCGGCCACCCUCAACUGCAAGGCGGAGGGGAGGCCCAGCCCCACGGUGGAGUGGUACAAGGACGGGGAGCGGGUGGAAACGGACAAAGACGACCCGCGGUCUCACCGAAUGCUCCUUCCCAGCGGCUCCCUCUUCUUCCUACGUAUUGUCCACGGACGACGCUCCAAACCGGAUGAGGGCUCCUACGUCUGCGUUGCCCGCAACUACCUGGGAGAAGCCAUCAGUCGCAAUGCAUCGUUGGAAGUAGCAUUGCUGCGUGAUGACUUCCGACAGAACCCUACAGACGUGGUGGUGGCAGCGGGGGAGCCGGCCAUCCUGGAGUGUAUCCCCCCUAGAGGUCACCCUGAACCCACCAUCUACUGGAAGAAGGACAAAGUACGCAUCGAAGACAAGGAGGACAGGAUCACCAUCCGAGGAGGGAAGUUGAUGAUCUCCAACACCAGGAAGAGUGAUGCUGGCAUGUUCAUCUGUGUUGGCACAAACAUGGUGGGAGAGAGAGACAGUGAGACGGCCCAGUUGACUGUGUUUGAGCGUCCUACCUUCCUGCGUCGGCCCAUCAACCAGGUGGUCCUAGAGGAGGAGGUGGUAGAGUUCAGGUGCCAGGUGCAGGGAGACCCCCAGCCCAACGUACGCUGGAGGAAGGAUGAUGUUGAUGUGCCCCGUGGGAGGUACGACAUGAAGUAUGACAAGGAGGACUAUCUGCUGAGAGUAAAGAAGGCGUCGGCCAGUGACGAGGGCACCUUCACCUGCCUGGCAGAGAACCGCGUGGGCAAGGUGGAGGCCUCUGCCAGCCUCACCGUCAGAGCUCGCCCUGUCGCUGCACCCCAGUUCGUCAUCAGGCCGCGGGACCAGAUCGUGGCCCAGGGUCGCACCGCCACCUUCCCCUGUGAGACCAAGGGCAACCCCCAGCCUGCAGUCUUCUGGCAGAAGGAAGGCAGCCAGAACCUGCUGUUUCCCAACCAGCCCCAGCAGCCCAACAGUCGCUUCUCUGUGUCCUCCAGUGGAGACCUGACCAUCUCGGCCGUGCAGCGGACAGACGCAGGCUACUACAUCUGCCAAGCCCUGACCGUGGCUGGCAGCAUCCUCGCCAAGGCCCAACUGGAGGUCACAGAUGUGCUGACAGACAGGCCGCCGCCCAUCAUCCGCCGGGGUCCGUCCAAUCAGACGCUGGGGGUGGACAGUGUGGCCCUGCUGAAGUGCCAGGCGUCAGGAGACCCCAUCCCCUCUAUCAGCUGGCUGAAGGACGGGGUCAGUUUGCUGGGGAAGGACCCCCGCAUGUCCCUGCAGGAGCUGGGCAGCCUCCAGAUCAGGAGCCUCAGGCUCUCUGACUCUGGGAUCUACACCUGUGUGGCUGCCAGCUCCAGUGGCGAGACCUCAUGGAGCGCCUUCCUGGAGGUCAAAGACCAAGCUGGGGUGAUGGUCAUUAAGAACCGUGAUGACAACGAGCUCCCUGGCCCUCCCUCCAAACCCCAGGUCACUGACGUCACCAAGAACAGCGUCUCGUUGUCCUGGCAACCCGGCCUGGCUGGGGCCACGCCCAUCUCCUCUUUCGUCAUCGAAGCCUUCAGCCAGUCGGUGAGCAACAGUUGGCAGACGGUUGCGGACCACGUGAAGACCACGCAGUACACGGUCAAAGGCCUGCGCCCCAACACCAUCUACCUGUUCAUGGUGCGGGCGGUCAACACCCAAGGCCUCAGUGACCCCAGCCCUAUGUCAGAGCCUGUCAGGACACAAGACAUCAGUCCUCCAGCCCAGGGGGUGGACCACAGGCAUGUGCAGAAGGAGCUGGGGGAGGUCAUAGUUCGUCUGCACAACCCAGUCGUCCUGAGCCCCACCACCAUUCAGGUCACCUGGACGGUGGACCGUCAGUCCCAGUUCAUCCAGGGCUACAGAGUUCUGUACAGGCAGACGUCUGGCCUGUUUUCCCAAGGACCCUGGCAGACCCAGGAUGUGAAGGUCCCCUCUGAGCGCAGCGUGGUCCUCUCCAACCUCAAGAAAGGCAUUGUCUAUGAGAUCAAGGUCCGGCCCUACUUCAAUGAGUUCCAGGGCAUGGACAGUGAGUCCAGGUCGGCUCGCACCACAGAGGAAGCUCCCAGUGCCCCUCCCCUGCAGGUGACAGUCCUGACGGUGGGCAACCAGAACAGCACCUCCAUCAGCAUCUCCUGGGACCCACCUCCUCCAGACCACCAGAACGGCAUCAUCCAGGAGUACAAGAUCUGGUGCCUAGGGAAUGAGACACGAUUCCACGUGAAUAAGACGGUGGAUGCAGCCAUCCGGUCGGUGGUUGUGGGGGGGCUUCAGGUGGGGGUGCUGUAUCGGGUGGAGGUGGCCGCCAGCACCAGUGCAGGGGUGGGGGUCAAGAGUGAACCUCAGCCCAUCGUCAUAGGUAAGGACUUCCGUGAUGUGAUCAUGAGUGGGAACAGGAACAACAGCAUCACGGAGCAGAUCACAGACGUGGUGAAGCAGCCGGCGUUCAUAGCGGGGAUCGGAGGGGCCUGCUGGGUCAUCCUCAUGGGCUUCAGUAUCUGGCUGUACUGGAGGAGGAAGAAGAGGAAGGGCCUCAGCAACUACGCAGUUCAGUCCUUCACCUUCACCCCUGCAGUGACGUUCCAGCGUGUUGACGGAGGUCUGAUGAGCAAUGGAAGCCGACCAGGCCUGCUGAAUGCCAGUGAUCCAUGCUACCCGUGGCUGGCUGACUCCUGGCCUGCAACCAGCCUGCCUGUCAAUAGUGGCUCCGGGGGACCCAACGACCUCAGUAACUUUGGCCGAGGAGACACCAGUGUUAAUGGGGAUAAGACCGGCACCAUGCUCUCUGACGGAGCCAUCUAUAGCAGUAUAGACUUCACCACCAAGGCUAGCUACAACAGCCCCAGCCAGGGCUCCCAGGGAGCCACCCCCUACGCCACCACCCAGAUCCUCCACUCCAGUAGCAUCCAUGAGCUGGCUGUGGACCUCCCUGAGGCCCAGUGGAAGGCCUCCAUCCAGGCCAAACAGGAGAUGGCCAACCUGGGGUACUCCCUACCCGACAAGAACUCCUGCAACAACACACUCCUUUUCAUUCCUGACUACCGAAUGGCCGAGGGAUUGUCUAAUAGAAUGCCACACAACCAAUCACAAGAUUUCAGCACCACCAGCUCUCACAACAGCUCAGACCGAAGCGGCAGCCUAUCAGGUGGUAAGGGGGGUAAGAAGAAGAAGGUCAAGGCUGGCACCAAACCCACCAAGGCUAACGUCUCCAACUGGGCCAAUGUGCCCCUGCCCCUGCCCCCUCCCCCUCUACACCCUCUCCCUGGCACCGAGAUGGACCACUACCCCAACGAGCACUAUGAAGGAGGAGGGUAUGAGAGUGAUGGCUGGGGUCCUCCCAUGCCCGUGCAGACCUACCUCCACCAGGGAAUGGAGGAUGAGCUAGAGGAGGAGGAAGAGAGAGUCCCCACCCCACCCAUCCGUGGCGUGGCCUCGUCCCCAGCAGCGGUGUCCUUCGGCCAGCAGUCCACGGCCACCCUCACCCCCUCUCCCCGGGAGGAGCUGCAGCCCAUGCUCCAGGCCCACCUGGACGAGAUCACCCGUGCCUACCAACUGGACAUGGCCAAACAGACAUGGCACAUGCAGGGUGGCUCCCUCCCCCUCCCUCCCCAGGCCCCCGCCCCUCCAGUGGGGUACGUGUCCAGCACCCUGGUGUCUGACCUGGAUACUGACAUCCCUGACGAGGAUGAGGAGGAUGAGGAAGAGGAGGAGGAUGAAGGCUAUGAGAUGUCCAGGCCUCUCUAUGGUAUUGAGCACACGCCAGGGUCCAGCAUGGACAACCUAGACAGCUCUGUAACAGGUAAAGGGCUGUCCCACCGGCCCCGGCCCAGCAGUCCCUUCUCUACAGAUGGGAGCACGGUGGGCACACACAGCCUGGGCCACCAGAGGGCCGCCCGGCCCACCCGCAAGCCCCGGGGACAGGGCACGGCGCCCCACAGGAGAGACGCCAGUGCAGACGACCUACCUCCUCCCCCUGAUCCCCCGCCCAUCCAGGGACCAGGGCAUAUCCAUGGGGCCCGUAGUGUAGGCGGAAUGGGCCCCCCAGCCGAGAGGCAGGCCUCGUCCCUGGAGCGCCAACCCAUGUGUGCCGCCAUGCCCCUGUCUGGACUGGAGGAGAUGAAGAGCUCCAUGGACAGACAGACACGCACCUCUAUGGAGCGUCACCGCCAGGCCCAGGACAGGCUAGGAUCCAUGGACCGAGGAGACGACCCACGCAGGGGACACAAAACAGAAGAGGGGUGCCUACCCCCCUACAGUAAACCCUCGUUCCCCUCCCCCGGGGGCCACAGCUCCUCUGGGACAGCCUCCUCCAAGGGCUCCACGGGGCCACGCAAGGGAGAUGGGCCUCGAGGGCCACACCAACGGACUGCCACAGACCACAGCGACUUCCUGGGGACCAACGGACAGGGACAGUACUCGGGCGAGUUAUAGUGGCCUGCCUGCAGUAGGAGCUGAACUGAACUGGAGAAAGCCUCGUCGUCCUCAUCAGAAUGAAGCCUCACCCGUUGGUGCGAUGAACUUUGUCCUUCUUUGUGUAUUAUCAGAGGAGAGGAGAGGAAGAUGACGAUGAUGACCACCAUAACAGAACUGUAAAUGUGAUGUAUAAACGGAGACAUACAUACUGUACAUCCCACUAUGUUGUUGUCCUCAACAAAAUUAUUUCCCACCUCCCACCUUAAUUUUUUUCAGUCAGAAAAUAGCAAGUGAACAAAACAAUUAAAACGUCUAUAUGGGAAAACUAAUUUUCAAAAUAACCGUCCUUGGUGAAAAAAGGGAAUGUUGUUUCCUGUAAAUAGAUUAUUUCCAUUGUUGUUGUGUUGCUAUGCAAGCCUACUGCAGUUUGAGUUUUUCUUUCCAUGCUGUUGGUUAUAUCUAGUCAUUUGUAUUAUAUAUGAAUUGAUAGGCUGUUGUGCCAUAAAAUAAUUGUUUUAUAAUCCAUCAUUUGUUAAUAUCUAUCAUUUAUUAAUUAUUAUCAUUAUUAUUGUUAUUAAUUAUUGUUUUUUGCACUGUGAUUUUUGGUGAUAAGCACAAACGCAUAGCUCCUGCUGACAUGAAGAACCGGACGAACAUGUGAAGAGGAGUUUCUGAAGAGAGAUGAGGAAUUAUAUACUAAUGUACAGAGAGAUAUUAAAGCAAUAAGGCACGAGGGGGUGUGGUAUAUGGCCAAUAUACCACGGCUAAGGGCUGUUCUUAAGCACGACGCAAC